Messenger RNA from Chlorocebus sabaeus (green monkey), 7847 nucleotides. RefSeq names its product large tumor suppressor kinase 1 (gene LATS1). NCBI's taxonomy places the organism in Eukaryota, Metazoa, Chordata, Mammalia, Primates, Cercopithecidae. The record is from RefSeq and is a predicted model, not a curated record. Gene Ontology annotation, biological process: peptidyl-serine phosphorylation; regulation of organ growth; hippo signaling. Gene Ontology annotation, molecular function: protein serine/threonine kinase activity; ATP binding; protein binding. Gene Ontology annotation, cellular component: spindle pole.
GUAAUUGGGACUACAGGCGCCCGCCACCACGCCCGGCUAAUUUUUUUAUUUUUAGUAGAGACGGGGUUUCACUGUGUUAGCCAGGAUGGUCUCGAUCUGCUGACCUCGUGAUCCGCCCGUCUUGGCCUCCCAAAGUGCUGGGAUUACAGGCGUGAGCCACCGCGCCCGGCCGGAACAUAUUUUACCAGGUUUUCACAUUUGGAUUUCUGGAUACAGUAAGUAGCCAGUUACUACUUUAACGUCAGAAAAAGAUGUCUUUAAUUUUUUUAUAGUCUGUAGUAGAAAAAUUACGAAAGAAGGUACUUAAAAAUGCCAGCUGUAUAUUUCCUAGAGGAAAAACUGGCAAAGGCGCUCUUCACAAAGGGUAGACGGUACCUUAUACAUGAAACCCAACGAUCCCGUCUCACACUUUACAUUCAGUUUAACCAUAAGUAAAACCUCUUGUCACACCGUCACCGUUACUCCAAUUAUGGCAAUAACCACCUCCUUCUACGGAUGCGGUCGACAGAUAAGAUCUCUAAACUGCUGCUAUCAAUCGGUCCUGGCUCAAGAAUUUCUUAUCUGCCUGAUUCAGAAAAUACAGAUGCUGGAAGCUCACAGGCUUGUUCGGGGAAAGAACGCUAAGCAAGAAUAAAAUUUUAUUUCAAAGCGCCAAAAAUCUCGAAUUCUGAGGUCCACAGCAAGGUUUCCCAGAACGACUCACAGUUGUUCCCUUGUGAGAACGUAGCUCCGUGAAAUGCGCAUCCCUACUCGGUCCAGAGAAAUAGAUCAAUGGGAAAAAGGAUUGAAUCGACAGGAGAGAGCCUUAACCCACGGCCGCGGGCGAGUCUUCUGGGCAGGGGCAGGCGGGAGCGACAUGGGGCGACGCUCACGAACGAUCAGAGCAGCGGGCGACGCAACGAGGCCCGGAGGCCGCUGGCUGUGCGCUCCCUCGCAGCAGCCGGGCGGGCAGAAGCCCCUAGUCCUCUGCCCCCGCGCAAGCGACGCCGGGAAAUGCCCACAUCCGGGAAACCUGCAGCGGAGUGCGGCGGCGGCGGCGACACUGAGUGGAAGGCAAAAUGGCGGCGGCGGCGGUGUCCUGGUGUUAAGAGGAGAGCCAGGUCCUCGCGACCCCCGCGACGGGUCGCGCUGGCCCGCGGCAGCCGGCCCGCUCCUCUCCCCGCUCUGCCCCACCAGGGAUACUUGGGGUUGCUGGGACGGGCUCCGACCGCCCCGGCGUCCGCCCUCAGGCCCGUGGCUGCUGUCCAGGAGCUCUGCUCUCCCCUCCAGGAUAUGGUUAUACAAGCUCUUCAGAAAACUAACAACAGAAGUAUAGAAGCAGCAAUUGAAUUCAUUAGUAAAAUGAGUUACCAAGAUGCUCGACGAGAGCAGAUGGCUGCAGCAGCUGCCAGACCUAUUAAUGCCAGCAUGAAACCAGGGAAUGUGCAACAAUCAGUUAACCGCAAACAGAGCUGGAAAGGUUCUAAAGAAUCCUUAGUUCCUCAGAGGCAUGGCCCACCACUAGGAGAAAGUGUGACCUAUCAUUCUGAGAGUCCCAACUCACAGACAGAUGUAGGAAGACCUUUGUCUGGAUCUGGUAUAACAGCAUUUGCUCAAGCUCACCCCAGCAACGGACAGAGAGUGAACCCCCCACCUCCACCUCAAGUAAGGAGUGUUACUCCUCCACCACCUCCAAGAGGCCAGACUCCCCCUCCAAGAGGUACAACUCCACCUCCCCCUUCAUGGGAACCAAACUCUCAAACAAAACGCUAUUCUGGAAACAUGGAAUACGUAAUCUCCCGAAUCUCUCCUGUCCCACCUGGGGCAUGGCAAGAGGGCUAUCCUCCACCACCUCUCAAUACUUCCCCCAUGAAUCCUUCUAAUCAGGGACAGAGAGGCAUUAGUUCUGUUCCUGUUGGCAGACAACCAAUCAUCAUGCAGAGUUCUAGCAAAUUUAACUUUCCAUCAGGGAGACCUGGAAUGCAGAAUGGUACUGGACAAACUGAUUUCAUAAUACACCAAAAUGUUGUCCCUGCUGGCACUGUGAAUCGGCAGCCACCACCACCGUAUCCUCUGACCGCAACUAAUGGACAAAGCCCUUCUGCUUUACAAACAGGGGGAUCUGCUGCUCCUUCGUCAUAUACAAAUGGAAAUGUUCCUCAGUCUAUGAUGGUGCCAAACAGAAAUAGUCAUAACAUGGAACUGUAUAACAUUAAUGUACCUGGACUGCAAACAAAUUGGCCUCAGUCAUCUUCUGCUCCAGCCCAGUCAUCCCCGAGCAGUGGGCAUGAAAUCCCUACAUGGCAACCUAACAUACCAGUGAGGUCAAAUUCUUUUAAUAACCCAUUAGGAAAUAGAGCAAGUCACUCUGCUAAUUCUCAGCCUUCCGCUACAACAGUCACUGCAAUUACACCAGCUCCUAUUCAACAGCCUGUGAAAAGCAUGCGUGUAUUAAAACCAGAGCUACAGACUGCUUUAGCACCUACACACCCUUCUUGGAUACCACAGCCAAUUCAAACUGUUCAACCCAGUCCUUUUCCUGAGGGAACCACUUCAAAUGUGACUGUGAUGCCACCUGUUGCUGAAGCUCCAAACUAUCAAGGACCACCACCACCCUACCCAAAACAUCUGCUGCACCAAAACCCAUCUGUUCCUCCAUAUGAAUCAAUCAGUAAGCCUAGCAAAGAGGAUCAGCCAAGCUUGCCCAAGGAAGAUGAGAGUGAAAAGAGUUAUGAAAAUGUUGAUAGUGGGGAUAAAGAAAAGAAACAGAUUACAACUUCACCCAUUACUGUUAGGAAAAACAAGAAAGAUGAAGAGCGAAGGGAAUCUCGUAUUCAAAGUUAUUCUCCUCAAGCAUUUAAAUUCUUUAUGGAGCAACAUGUAGAAAAUGUACUCAAAUCUCAUCAGCAGCGUCUACAUCGUAAAAAACAAUUAGAGAAUGAAAUGAUGCGGGUUGGAUUAUCUCAAGAUGCCCAGGAUCAAAUGAGAAAGAUGCUUUGCCAAAAAGAAUCUAAUUACAUCCGUCUUAAAAGGGCUAAAAUGGACAAGUCUAUGUUUGUGAAGAUAAAGACACUAGGAAUAGGAGCAUUUGGUGAAGUCUGCCUAGCAAGAAAGGUAGAUACUAAGGCUUUGUAUGCAACAAAAACUCUCCGAAAGAAAGAUGUUCUUCUUCGAAAUCAAGUUGCUCAUGUUAAAGCUGAGAGAGAUAUCCUGGCUGAAGCUGACAAUGAAUGGGUAGUUCGUCUGUAUUAUUCAUUCCAAGAUAAGGACAAUUUAUACUUUGUAAUGGACUACAUUCCUGGGGGUGAUAUGAUGAGCCUAUUAAUUAGAAUGGGCAUCUUUCCAGAAAAUCUGGCACGAUUCUACAUAGCAGAACUUACCUGUGCAGUUGAAAGUGUUCAUAAAAUGGGUUUUAUUCAUAGAGAUAUUAAACCUGAUAAUAUUUUGAUUGAUCGUGAUGGUCAUAUUAAAUUGACUGACUUUGGCCUCUGCACUGGCUUCAGAUGGACACACGAUUCUAAGUACUAUCAGAGUGGUGACCAUCCACGGCAAGAUAGCAUGGAUUUCAGUAAUGAAUGGGGGGAUCCCUCAAGCUGUCGAUGUGGAGACAGACUGAAGCCAUUAGAGCGGAGAGCUGCACGCCAGCACCAGCGAUGUUUAGCACAUUCUUUGGUUGGGACUCCCAAUUAUAUUGCACCUGAAGUAUUGCUACGAACAGGAUACACACAGUUGUGUGAUUGGUGGAGUGUUGGUGUUAUUCUUUUUGAAAUGUUGGUGGGACAACCUCCUUUCUUGGCACAAACACCAUUAGAAACACAAAUGAAGGUUAUCAACUGGCAAACAUCUCUUCACAUUCCACCACAAGCUAAACUCAGUCCUGAAGCUUCUGAUCUUAUUAUUAAACUUUGCCGAGGACCCGAAGAUCGCUUAGGCAAGAAUGGUGCUGAUGAAAUAAAAGCUCAUCCAUUUUUUAAAACAAUUGAUUUCUCCAGUGACCUGAGACAGCAAUCUGCUUCAUACAUUCCUAAAAUCACACACCCAACAGAUACAUCAAAUUUUGAUCCUGUUGAUCCUGAUAAGUUAUGGAGUGACGAUAAUGAGGAAGAAAAUGUAAAUGACACUCUCAAUGGAUGGUAUAAAAAUGGGAAGCAUCCUGAACAUGCAUUCUAUGAAUUUACCUUCCGAAGGUUUUUUGAUGACAAUGGCUACCCAUAUAAUUAUCCGAAGCCUAUUGAAUAUGAAUACAUUAAUUCACAAGGCUCAGAGCAGCAGUCGGAUGAAGAUGAUCAAAACACAGGCUCAGAGAUUAAAAAUCGCGAUCUAGUAUAUGUUUAACACACUAGUAAAUAAAUGUAAUGAGAAUUUGCAAAAGGGCCUGAAAUGCGAGGUGUUUUGAGGUUCUGAGAGUAAAAUUAUGCAAAUAUGACAGAGCUAUAUAUGUGUGCUCUGUGUACAAUAUUGUAUUUUCCUAAAUUAUGGGAAAUCCUUUUAAAAUGUUAAUUUAUUCCAGCCGUUUAAAUCAGUAUUUAGAAAAAAAUUGUUAUAAGGAAAGUAAAUUAUGAACUGAAUAUUACAGUCAGUUCUUGGUACUUAAAGUACUUAAAAUAAGUAGUGCUUUGUUUAAAAGGAGAAAUCUGGUAUCUAUUUGUAUAUAUGCUAAAUAAUUUUAAAGGACAAGAGUUUUUGAAAUUUUUUUGAAAGACAGUUUUAGUUUUAUCUUGCUUUAACCAAAUAUGAAACAUACCCCGUAUUUACAGAGCUCUUUUUUCCCCUCAUAACCUUGUUUUUGGUACAAAAUAAGCUAGAGAAAUUAAGCCAUCAUGUUGGUGAGUGUUCCUAGGCUAAUCUUAAUCUGUAUAAUUCACAUCCUGAAACUAAGGAAUACAGGGUUGAAAAAAUAUUAAUGUUUGUCAGAAGGAAAAAUAAUGCAUUUAUCUCCCCGCCCCCAUGGAAUAUUUAAUCUUCUUGCAUUUAUUUCUCAAGAAUUACUGGCUUUAAAAGAAGCCAAAGCACUACUAGCCUUUUUUCCAUAUUGUUAUUUUUGAUGCUGCUUCCAAUUUUAAAAGGGAACAAAGCUGCCAUAAAUAAAAAUUUUCAGUACUGAAAGCUAAAAUUUUUUUCAUCAUCCUAAGCAAAGAAUUAUUUUCAUGUUCAUAUACUUUUCCUGUAUAGUAACUAUUUUGAUUAUAUCAUCAAUGUUACCUGUUUCCUCUUUCAGAACAGUGCUGCAUAUACAGAUUGUUAUUGGCAAAGGAAAAUCUGGCUAUCUGGCAAUAUUUUACUUAAGGGCAGAUUAAUUGGUGAAAAAAUUAACUCUUAAGAUGGCCAUUAAUAAUUAGAAAAAUUUACAGAGUGGUCUUAGUAGAAAAUUCAAGUCCUCCUAAUUUAUUUAAGGUUAAAUAAUGUGUUCAACAUGCCUAUUAUGUAUAAUGCUUAGGUUCUAAGGAAGAUUAAGGUUUCAUACCAAAAUACAUGAGCUUAUCUUUUAGGAAGGGGAAAAAGGCUCUAUUUUGACCAUAGUAAAAUUUGUAUUUUAUUUCCUUUUCUUAAGCUCCACUGAUAAGGGAUUGUUUUUAUCAAAAGUUACUAUUUGGGGAUUGGAGGCAUAAUUUUAAUGAUUUUCAUACUUUUAGCUUUCUUCACAUAAAAGCUAAUUGAAACCAUAUAUGUAAUAAAAUUAAAGGCAGAGCUGUUGCAGUUGAAUUGGAGAGUCAGGGCAAAGAACACUUAACUAGCCCACACUUCCCACCUUUCUACAGGUGGUCCUUUCAGCUUGAAAACCUACUACUAUGUUAUCAUGGGUCUUUCGGGGUUAGUGGUUCUUUUGAGAAUCUGAAGGAAGCUGUGGACUCUUCCCAGAAAAAAAAAAAAAAUCAACACAUACAAUGUUGCAUGCAGUUUCAAGGGAUUUUGGACAUAUUGAAACCUAUCACAGGCUCUAGGUUAUGGACCUCUGUCCCUUGAGAAAAUUGAUAUAUUAAACUAAGAACUUUGUUUUUAACUUACCAAUCACUACUCAGCACAUCUUAUAUAAACUGAUAAUUUGUGAUGGAAAAGGUCCGUAACAUGUGAUGUAAGGUGACCUUAUGAAUGCCCCUCUUGCUGGUACAUUAAGUUGUUUUAAAUGUAUCAUUUGGAGGGGACUGAAAUGUUGGACUCAUGACAAGCUUGAUACAGAAAUAUUUCUGAAGGAUUUCUAAUUGGAAUUGUAAGAAAAUGUGCUCUCAUGAAAUGGCAGUCUUCACCUCAUGGUUCAUGGAACAUUUGGUUAGUCCCAUAAAAUCCUAUGCAAAACAAAGUAGUUCAAGAAUUUUUAGGUGGGUACUCACAUUUAUAAGGUAUUCCUCUUGCUCUUUGGACUUUUUCAAUCUGAUUUAUUUAAAUUUUCAUUUAGUUGUUUUACUUUUGGACUAAGGUGCAAUACAGUAGAAAAUAACUUUGUUACAUUUAUGUUGUAGGAAAUCUAAGGUGCUGUCUCCUCCCCCUUCCCUUCCUACAAAAUCUGUAUUGCUGAAAUGUAACAGACACUACAAAUUUUGUAUUCUUUUUUUGUAUUUUGUUUUGAGACAGGGUCUCACUCUGUCACCCAGGCUGGAGUGCAGUGGCGCUUCACAGCUCACUGCAUCCUCGACAUUUGGGGCUCACGCAGUCCUCACACCUCAGCCUCCCGAGUAGCUGGGCAUGCGCCACCAAGCCCGGCUAAUUUUUGUAUCUUUAGUAGAGAUGGGGUUUUGCCAUGUUGCCCUGGUUGGUCUGGAACUCCUGGGCUCCAGUUAUAUGCCCACCUCAGCCUCCCAGAGUGCUGGGAUUACAGACGUGAGCCACCGCGCCUGGCGCAAAUAUGUGUUCUUUUAAAAUUUCCUCUGAUACUAUAAGCCUUUUGCAUUUAUCUGAAGCAGUAUACAUGCCUUUGGUAUCAGCAAUUUUAACAGUUUGGAUAUACUUAUCAGCUAUCUUAUUCCAAAACUACAUCUACUUCCAGUAUAGAAUCUGGUGCUUCCUGACCAAAAAGAUGAGAAAAACAAUGUUAAAAAUAUAGAUACUUUCCAUUGAAAUGGAGUGAAAACGUUGGUUCUGUAUGUUUUCUUUUAAAAUAAUUUUCUCAUAAAAACUUGCUGUCUUUAUUGUACUUACCCUUUUUAUGCAUAUCAAUAGUAUUUAUAAGAUGUGUUCUAUAAUUAUGUAAUUGUAGAUACUGUUACGUAUUGUCCAGUGACAUCAUAAGGCAGGCCCUACUGCUGUAUCUUUUCUACCUUCUUAUUUGUAAUAGAAACUAUAGAAUGUAUGACUAAAAAGUCACUUUGAGAUUGACUUUUUUAAAAAGUUAUUACCUUCUGCUGUUGCAAAGUGCAAAACUGUGAGUGGAAUUGUUUUAUUCUGACUUAAUAUGUUAGAAAUUAGAGAAUACAGUGGGAGGAUUUGUAGACAUUGCUGCUGCUGUUACCCAAGGUAUUUUAGAUCAAAAAAUUUAAUAAACAAAAAUCCCUUUGGUAUUUAAAGUGGAACAUUUAGCCUGUUCAUUUUAAUCUAAAGCAAAAAGCAAUUUGGGUCAAAAUAUUGGUAUAUUUGUAAAGCGCCUUAAUAUAUCCUUUUGUGGAAGGCACUACACAGUUUACUUUUAUAUUGUAUUGUGUAUAUAAGUAUUUUGUAUUAAAAUUGAAUCAGUGGCAACACUAAAGUUUUAUAAAAUCAUGCUUUGUUAGAAAAGGAAUUACAGCUUUGCAAUAUAACUAAUUGUUUUGCAUAAUUCUGAAUGUAAUAGAUACGAAUAAUCAGCCUGUGUUUUUAAUGAACUUGUUUGUAUUUUCCCAAUCAUUUUCUCUAGUGUAAUGUUUGCUGGGAUAAUAAAAAAAAUUCAAAUCUUUCAA